UUUUUAAUUUGUGUUCCAUGGCUGUGCCAGUGAGGAGAGCGUCUCUAUCUCCGGCAGUGCGCGCUAGUCCUCCGGGAGCAGCCGAUUUCCAAGCGAUCCGCAGCCGGCGAGAGGCGGGGAGAUGCAGCCCGGCUCCGAAUUAGCUCGCUUCGGGCUGCUGUGCUGCUGUCUCUUGGUACCGGUGCAGAGUUGUGGUCCAGGCCGGGGUUACGGCCGGAGGAGACCGUCCCGUAAGCUCGCCCCUUUGCUGUACAAGCAGUUCAUCCCCAAUGUGGCUGAGAAGACCCUGGGGGCGAGCGGCAGGACGGAGGGCAAGAUCAGCCGCACCUCCGAGAAAUUCAAAGAGCUGACUCCCAACUACAACCCUGACAUCAUCUUCAAAGACGAGGAGGACACAGGAGCUGAUCGCCUCAUGACCCAGCGCUGUAAGGAUAAAGUGAAUUCACUUGCAAUCUCUGUGAUGAACCAGUGGCCAGGAGUGAAACUCCGAGUAACAGAAGGCUGGGAUGAAGAUGGACAUCAUUCAAAGGAGUCCUUGCAUUAUGAGGGCCGAGCAGUAGACAUCACCACCUCUGAUAGGGAUCGCACCAAGUAUGGCAUGCUGGCCCGUUUGGCUGUUGAAGCUGGAUUUGACUGGGUUUAUUAUGAGUCAAAAGCUCACAUUCAUUGUUCAGUGAAAUCAGAUAACUCAUUGGCCACCAAAACGGGUGGCUGUUUCCCUUCUAAAGCCAUGGUAACACUGGAAAAUGGGCAAACCCGAGCUGUGUCAGAUCUGAAUCCUGGGGACAGGGUCUUAACAGUGAAUGCAGCUGGUCAGGUGGUCCCCAGUCAAGUCCUUCUCUUCCUCGAUAAAGAAGAACAACUGAGGAUCUCAUUCACUGUGCUGGAGACUGAAGAUCCUAGACAGCGGCUAGAACUCACAGCAGCACAUCUCAUCUUUGUUUCUGAUAAUAACACUGACAGAAUGGAGAACUUUAGGCCGAUAUUUGCUAGUCGAGUACGAACAGGUCAGUUCGUCCUUGUAAGAGAGAUUGGCUCAGGCCAGUUGCGUGCAUCUAGGAUUAAAGCUAUUUAUGUGGAGGAGUACGUUGGUGCCUACGCACCACUGACGUCUCAUGGCACUCUGUUAGUGAAUAAUGUACUGGCAUCUUGUUAUGCAAUGAUAGAGAAGCACCACUGGGCGCAUUUGGCAUUUGCACCUCUCAGACUCUUUCACUCAUUGACUUCUUUGUUACCAGUCCUCCAUCCUGGGCAUUGCAAUGCCACACAGGAGAAUGGCAUCCAUUGGUACUCCAAGUUUCUCUACAGCUUAGGUGAGAAGGUUCUGGACAGGGAAAUGUUUCACUCUUUAUGAACAGUUGUAGGAACAGGUCAACAUUCCCUCUUGGAGAUGCAACCUCUGUGUAUCUGAGAUGCACCAGGUCCAUCUGCAUAAGUACCUACAUGGUCUUCAGCUUUAAGCAGCAUUGUGGACUUCUAAUUCUGUACAAGGGAACUCUACUCCCAGGGAUAGAAUUUAUUUUAUGUGUCAGUAAUUAUACAUCCAAAAUAUAUUUUUCUACGUCACAUCUAUAACUUUUAAUUGUUCUUCUGAAUGUGUAUACUUUAAAUAUGUUGCGUGGUUAAUGUAAUCAUGGUCAAAAGUAAGCCAGUUUGCGGAAUUAUUAUAAAGUUUAUUUUUAUACUUCUGAAUUGUAAUAUAAUUUUUUGGGAUAAAGUCAAUAUUAAUAGAAUUAUGUCGCAGUAUUUCUAAUAGUAAUGAUCAAAGUAUGUAAUGAAGUUUUGUUAAUUUAAUUUGUUUGUUUUUAUGGAACUAAAGUCUCUCUGACCCCCUUGAAUUUUGUGUCUCCGUAGCCACUUUAACAAGAGUUGCAUCAGAUGACAUUGCUCUCACUUCUGUCUCCUUGUCUUUUUCCUUUUUGUGUCUUUUAUAUCUCUCUUUAUCUAUCUAUCUAUCUAUCCACCUGGUCUUGUCUAUCCCUUUCUUUUGCGCACUUACUUCCAUAUUUUAUUUUCUUUAGAUUUGUUUAUUCAUAGUAUAUAUUUGUCUUUCGACUUAUAUUCUGCAUAAUUUUCUCUGUGGCUCCACGUCAUCAUCUUUAAACGAAUGCAGGAAAAUAUCAGUCAUUUUUUACCCUAUCUCACUUGUCUUGAAUUUUUGUUCCCUAAAUCUCUUCUGUAUCUUCUGUGAGGAAUUUAAUAUUCAAUUGUUUUAAUAUGAAUCAACUUCAAAUAACCUGCACGUUGCACUAUAACCUAGCUGUGAACUGGUCCAUACAUACUUUAGGUUAUCUUAUGCAUGUCGUGUUGUAAACCUCAAAGGAGUGGAGCAGGAAAUCUAACUUUAUCAGCCUGAUCAGAACCUAUUUAUAUUGCAGUUAGUUAAAAUCAACAUGAGGAGUUGGGUGCUUUUAUAAGA
Stegostoma tigrinum is the source of this 2419-nucleotide messenger RNA. RefSeq names its product sonic hedgehog protein-like. Lineage: Eukaryota; Metazoa; Chordata; Chondrichthyes; Orectolobiformes; Stegostomatidae. The transcript has 3 exons. Bases 122 to 1354 code for a protein of 410 amino acids. Gene Ontology annotation, biological process: smoothened signaling pathway; regulation of gene expression; cell fate specification. Gene Ontology annotation, molecular function: patched binding; calcium ion binding. The record is from RefSeq and is a predicted model, not a curated record.